AUGACCGACAGCGAGUUUGGCUAUAUUCACAUGCUGGCCCAGGACUACCUGAAGUACGUCUUGCAGAUACCGCAACCUGGAUCUGGUCCAAGCAAAACAUCCAGGGUGUUACAAGACGUUGCUUUCUCAGUCCAAAACGAAGUUGAAAAGAAUUUGAAACCAUGCUUGGACAAUAUUGAUGUUGUGUCCAUAGACACCGCCAGAACAAUAUUCAACCAAGUGAUGGAAAGGGAAUUUGAAGAUGGCAUCGUUAACUGGGGAAGGAUUGUGACCAUAUUUGCAUUUGAAGGCAUUCUCAUCAAGAAACUUCUAGGAAGGCGAAUUGCCCCAGAUGUGGACACUUACAAGGAGAUUUCUUACUUUGUUGCAGAGUUCAUAACCAAAAACACAGGAGAAUGGAUAAGGCAGAAUGGAGGCUGGGAAAAUGGCUUUGUAAAGAAGUUUGAACCCAAAUCUGGCUGGCUGACUUUUCUGGAAGUUACAGGAAAGAUCUGUGAAAUAUUAUGUCUCCUGAAGCAGUACUAUUGACCAAAAAGGACACUCCAUAUUGUGAAAUCUGCCUAAUUUUCUUGAAUCGUACAAGAAGCACUUGCCAACACUUACUUCUACUUCUAAACAAAUAACUUUG
Globicephala melas (long-finned pilot whale) is the source of this 628-nucleotide messenger RNA. RefSeq names its product BCL2 related protein A1 (gene BCL2A1). Gene Ontology annotation, cellular component: mitochondrial outer membrane. NCBI's taxonomy places the organism in Eukaryota, Metazoa, Chordata, Mammalia, Artiodactyla, Delphinidae. Gene Ontology annotation, molecular function: channel activity; protein homodimerization activity; protein heterodimerization activity. The record is from RefSeq and is a predicted model, not a curated record. Gene Ontology annotation, biological process: extrinsic apoptotic signaling pathway in absence of ligand; positive regulation of apoptotic process; release of cytochrome c from mitochondria.